Messenger RNA from Aspergillus bombycis, 2439 nucleotides. RefSeq names its product pH-signaling protein PalC. The transcript is spliced from 4 exons. Gene Ontology annotation, biological process: cellular response to pH. NCBI's taxonomy places the organism in Eukaryota, Fungi, Ascomycota, Eurotiomycetes, Eurotiales, Aspergillaceae. Gene Ontology annotation, molecular function: protein heterodimerization activity. The coding region runs from base 1 to 2439 and encodes 812 amino acids. The record is from RefSeq and is a predicted model, not a curated record. Gene Ontology annotation, cellular component: plasma membrane.
AUGUCAGGUCCAAAUCUACACAACGCUCUGCUCCGCCCGCCCAUUAUCCAGAUUCUCCGUGCAGCUGGCUUCCACGCAACCCGUCCGUCAGUCCUCGACACCCUCGCCGACCUCACAGCCCGCUACGUGAUGAUCCUCGCCUCAUCCGCAACCACGCACGCCGCCAACGCCCACCCAAACAACCCCGUCCCAACCCUGGAAGACAUCUACCAGGCCCUACAAGACGCGGGCGCGCUGCGACCACAGCUCCGCGAGUGGGAAGAAGACUGGCACGGCGACGAAGAUAUGCGAGCACUGGAGGGGUUUCUGGGAUGGUUCACGGGCCCAGCGAAUCGGGAAAUUCGACGCAUUGCGGGAUUCCUACCGAGCGAGGGUGACGUUGUAGAUACGGAUUUCCUGGAGAAGGAGGAUUAUCUCACGGUGUUGAAGAAGAAGCAUAGUAAGACGGGAGAGGAGUCGAGAUAUGCGGGAACUGUCCUGGGAAAGAAUGCCGAGGAACAUCCGAUUGUGAUUGAGGGCGGUGCGCCGAGCAUCCAGGAAUGGGGGUCGCAGGUGCGGUCGCGGGCGCCGUAUUUCGCGGAGAACAGCAAGGACAAAAAGGUCUGCUGGGCAACACGGUUGUCUAUGGCCAAGGGAACGAUUGGUCGCCGACUUGCUCGACUGGGUAUUCUUACAGCCCGUAUUAACGGCCAAUAUAUCUAUGCAUCCGGCCAACAUUCUCGACAUGAAGAUGGACGCGCCGAGACCUCGAAUACAGCGGUCCGCCGUGUCGACGUAUAUAUCCUACCCUGGACGCAAUUCAAACAAGGGUAUGAGAUUGGGGCUACUAGCAGAGUGAAAGCGGGCCAUGUGAAGGGAUAUACCACUCAAUUCGCCAUAAAAUCAUUAGCUAUAGUAUCAAUGACUCUCAAUUUCUCAAACAACAACACCACCACAAACACCACAGACACAAUGGUCUACGCCUUCACCCUCCCAACAACCUCCCACCUCUCCUUCCAAACGCACCUAACCUCUACCACGCACCCGUCCCUCCCCCAAGCUGCCUCAACAGCCCGCCACGCCCUCCGCACCGCACUAAAGACACACAAACGCCUACCCCGCGGCCCGCAACAAGACGCCCACCUCUCCACCCUCCUCACCACGCUAACCGAUUAUCUCCCCUACCUAACCGCCAUAACCAACAGUCUCACCAGCACGCGAAUCCCCGAAACGCCGUCUGAAGAGAUCGAAAUCGCGCUACACAGCGAACCCGAACCGUCAUGGCGCCCGACCCUCACCUCCGCCUCGCUCUCCCUCAAACAACCGCGACCCAAAGGCUUGGGCCUUGAAUACGAGCUCGCCUUCGUGCUCACGACAUACGGCUACGUGCUCAGUAAAAUAGCCCACAGCACCGUCACCCGCGUCCUGUACGCCGCGACAACGCCGACCCCCGAAGCGCGCACCGCCGCCAUAACAACCGCAACAAAGCACCUCCUGCAGGCAAGCGCAGUCCACUCCCUCCUCGCCACAUCCCCGGUCUUCGCCCAUGUCUCGCGCUCCGUGUCCGCCGCCCCGGGCAUCGUGCCCGACCUCGACCCCGCCGCGCAGGCUGCACUGGCUUCUCUCGCGCUGGCCGAAGCUACCCUCCUCGCCGUGCUCAAGGACGACUCCUAUGUAUCGGCGUCCAUUCAGGCCCGCAACCCCAAUGAUAAGGAGUGGAUGGUCCGCGCGCCGGAGAUCCCCAAGGUGCGCGCACAUCUGUUUGCCAGACUGUGCAUUCGCGCGGCCGAGUACGCGGAGCAGGCGGCUGCCGGGCUGGGGGCUGUUGGUGCGCAGGGCCGCGCCAGUGUCGAGGAGGAUUUGAUCAAGUAUGCGCGUGUGCUGGGGAGGGUUGCGCGCGCGCGGGCGUGCCGGUUUUUCGGGGUUGAUGCCGAGCUGGCGGGGAAAAUUGGGGAGGGGAUUGCGUGGUUGCGGGCUGCGAAGACGGCACUGGGGGUCAGGGGGGAGAAACAGGAGACUGUAGGGAAGAGUAGGGGGUUUUCGAGGCUGAAGCAGGGGUGGAUGGAACGGAGGGAGGAGCGGAAGAUGGAGAAGGAUGCGGGCAAGAUGGAGAAGGGCGAGUUGGGGCCUGGGGAUAACGCUGGGCGGGAGGAGGAAGGGAGGGUUAUUGAGAUGUUGGAGACGAAGUGGGUGAGGAUGAAUGAUACGAUCAAUACGCAGCUGAUUCCGCCGUCGGCGGAUCUCGUGGCGAACUUGCCGUCUGGUCGAGACAUUCAUUCUGCUCCCGGAGCUUAUAGGCUGCAGGCUUUGGACGAGGAGGAAUUGGUGCGGAUGCGUGCACCGCCGGUGGAGGACGAGUUUGGACCUGGCAAUGAUGUGGAUGAUAGUGAGGAGGAAUCUGGUCUGGCGAGAGAUACGCCGAGCACGGUUCCUGAACGGACUGAUAGUGCUUAUUACUGA